AUGGAACUCUCUUUUAUUAUUUUCAUUGCUCUUACCACUCUCCUCUUCUUUCUUUUCAAGUUUGCCACUCGUCAAACACCCAAGAGAAAACUCCUUCCUGGGCCAUGGGGACUUCCUAUCAUAGGACACAUGCAUCAUUUAAUUGGUACUUUGCCACAUCAUGGUCUUACAAACUUAGCCAAGAAGUACGGAUCUUUUAUGCAUCUACAACUUGGUGAGAUCUCCACAAUUGUGGUGUCCUCCCCAAAAUUGGCCAAGGAGGUUUUGACAAACUAUGACUUAACAUUUGCAGAUAGACCCGAAAAUUUAACUGCUGAGGUUGUCGUAUAUCAUAGCACAGAUAUCGUCUUUUCUCCGUAUGGUGAAUACUGGAGACAAUUACGUAAGCUAUGCACCAUAGAGCUUUUGAGUGCCAAGAAAGUGAAGUCGUUUCAUUCUCUCCGUGAGGAGGAGUGUUGGAAUCUUGUUCAAGACAUUCAAUCAUCUGGGCCAGGGAGACCUAUCGAUCUUUCCCAUAGAAUUUUCAGCAGGAUCGCAUUAAUAGUAAGUAGGGCUGCAUUCGGUGAAGGACUAAAGGACCCAAUAUUGUUUUCAGAUUUGAUGAGGAAGACAUUAACAGAAAUGGGAGGUUUUGAUGUGGCUGAUAUCUUUCCUUCCAAAAAAUUUAUUCAUCAUCUUUCAGGCAAACGUGCUAGGUUAGCCAAGAUACGCAAAGCAGUUGAGAAUAUAGUUAACAAAGUAUUUUCUGAAACCCUAAAAAAACAGUGCAACACAUCCCAUGAAAGCUUUCUUGAUAUUUUGCUAAGAGUCAAAGAUAACACUGAGUUUCCUUUGACGAUUGAUAAUAUAAAAGCAGUCCUUUUGGAUGUGUUUGCAGCUGGAGCGGACACCUCAGCAGCGACAGUUGAAUGGGCACUUUCAGAAGUGAUAAGAAGUCCCAGAGUAAUGGAGAAACUACAAACCGAACUAAGGAAAUUGCUAAAUGGAAAAGAAAGGAUCCUAGAGGAAGAUAUCCGAGACCUCGGCUACUUAAACCAAGUAAUCAAAGAAACGUUGAGGUUGCACCCUCCAGGGCCUUUGCUUAUGGCAAGAGAGUCUAGGGAAUCAUGUUUUUUGGAAGGGUACGAUAUACCUAAAAAGACCAAACUUAUAAUCAAUGCCUUUGCAAUAAACAGGGACCCAGAAUACUGGAAAGAUCCUGAAAGUUUUAUACCAGAGAGGUUUGAAAACAACCCUACUAAUAUGGUCGGUGCAGAGUAUGAAUAUCUCCCAUUUGGAGCUGGGAGAAGAAUGUGCCCUGGAGUAGGCCUAGGUUUAGCCAAUGUUCGACUCCCUCUUGCUAAUAUACUUUAUCACUUCAACUGGAAACUUCCCAAUGGAGAAACGAAUGAACAUCUAGACAUGUCAGAGUGCUUUGGCGCUGCUGUUCAUAGAAAGUCUGCAUUAGUUUUGGUACCAAUCAUCGGUUAA
Messenger RNA from Lactuca virosa, 1470 nucleotides. The record is from the annotation of a GenBank genome assembly. NCBI's taxonomy places the organism in Eukaryota, Viridiplantae, Streptophyta, Magnoliopsida, Asterales, Asteraceae.